AAUACAAAUCACUGAAAACAAAACGACAGAAGCCUUAACCGUGCAUCGCAACACACACUAGUGUUGUUGCUUUCUCUUGUCACUUCCAUUUCCAUCUUCACUGUACUCAUUCCGAGUAACCCUUAUUUCCUUCGUCUUUCUACUCCCUAAUUUCACCUUCCGCCUCCGUAAUUCCUCGCCGGAGCUUCUACACCUCACCGCGUUGGUUCUUUCUUCUGUGUGCUGUGUUAAUUAGGACAUGCUUAAAUAAAUCUGGUUCAUAUGCCGAAUAGGAUGUUGGAUCACCAAUCUGGCCAGGGAUUUGUUUCAGAUGGUAGCCACCUUGAUGCGCUAGCAGAAAUCAAUGAGAAACAUGAGAGAGUAAAAGAUGAGUUUUCAAACAAUUUAGAAUUAUGUGCAGGUGAAGCUGAAGAGUUUGUCGAACAACCUGUACUAGAUUCAGACGCAUUAGAACCAUUCAUAGACAUGCAGUUCAACUCAAGGGAGGAAGCCAGAGAAUUUUACAAUGCCUAUGGUAGGCGGAUGGGAUUUACAGUACGAGUACACCAUAACCGACGUUCACGAGUAAAUAACCAGGUUAUUGGUCAAGAUUUUGUUUGUUCGAAAGAAGGCUUUCGUGCAAAAAAGUAUGUGCACAGAAAAGAUAGAGUGCUUCCUCCUCCACCAGCCACCCGAGAAGGUUGUCAAGCCAUGAUAAGGCUGGCUUUACGGGAUGAAGGGAAGUGGGUUGUCACCAAAGUUGUGAAGGAGCAUACACAUAAACUGAUGAGUCCUAGUGAAGUUCCAUGGCGAAGAUCUGAGAAACAUUUGGUUAGUGAGGAUGAGAAAGAUAGGAGAAUCCGUGAGCUAUCGCUUGAGCUGUACAACGAAAGGCAGAAGUACAAACGACGUUGUGCAGCGUAUGAAGAACAGUUAAAUAUGAUUCUGAACGAUUUGGAAAAGCACACAGAACACAUUUCUAAAAAAGUUGCUGAUGUAGUCCGAAAUAUAAGAGAGAUCGAGGAAGAAAAAUCAGAUUCAAAAGGCAGGUAAAUGAUGCCAUUAUAGCACAUUCCAUUGCUACCAGACAUCCUGGUGGAUAGUUAGUCCUAUUCUCAAUUCAAAGUUUUUGAUAUAAUUAUCAACAUUUGGCUUGAAGUUAUGUUGUGGUCAUAUUAAAACUUCAUGCAGUAUAUAGUUUACCAAGAAAUUCAUUUUCUGCUAUGUAUCGUAUCGUGUUGGGGAUUAAGUACUUAAAGCUUUAACAUGUUCUUGUUGAAAAGUGUUUCUCUCA
This is a messenger RNA of Lathyrus oleraceus (garden pea), 1273 nucleotides long. RefSeq names its product protein FAR1-RELATED SEQUENCE 5. The record is from RefSeq and is a predicted model, not a curated record. NCBI's taxonomy places the organism in Eukaryota, Viridiplantae, Streptophyta, Magnoliopsida, Fabales, Fabaceae. The transcript has 4 exons. Bases 262 to 1032 code for a protein of 256 amino acids.